Nannizzia gypsea CBS 118893 is the source of this 333-nucleotide messenger RNA. RefSeq lists its product as hypothetical. NCBI's taxonomy places the organism in Eukaryota, Fungi, Ascomycota, Eurotiomycetes, Onygenales, Arthrodermataceae. The transcript has 2 exons. The coding region runs from base 1 to 333 and encodes 110 amino acids. The record is from RefSeq and is a predicted model, not a curated record.
AUGCUGUCGUCACAAGCGAAAAAUAAAAUACUAGCAGGUGCUGUUGCUGUCAUCACAGCUUCGGGUGCGGUUUGGGGUGCAAGCUUGAAGAUGAACCAGGAAGAACAAGAGCGAGUUCAAAGGAGUCUGGAUGCCACACCGGAGGAGAAAAUAAACAGUUUACUACUAGCCAGGGAGAACUUAGUUGCGAAGCGCGGGAUGCUUGAAAAUCAGAUCAAGGGAAUUGAAGCAAGACAGGCUGAGAAAGCAGAACUUAUACGGCAAAAAGAGCAGUAUCAACAGCAACAGCGGACCCCACGAGAAUACCAAUCCCCAAACGACAAGCAAAGGUGA